CAACACGCCAAUUACCGCACUUCUCGCCCCGAAAACACGCCUCGAGCUUCAGCAAACCUAGACGCUUCUAGACAGACACCCAAUUGCUCGCGAACCUACGCGCUUUCACCUGUUGCAUCGCGAUAUCUGCCCUGGACGCGCCGACUCGCGAUGUCCAUGCCAGCCUCCCGCUUUGACAUAUAGUGCCGCGUAUCCUCCACCACGGCCCUCCACGACCUUACACACCUCACACUGGCCGUCCUCAACACCCACCACCGGCCAUGUCCUCUCCGUCCUCACUUCGAGGGCAUGAAACGCCUCAGCCGAUGCCGCCGUCGAUUGGUUUCGAUGAAGAUGAAGAUGCCGCCGACGACAUACCCCGACGAUUGAUGCGAGUCAAAGUCCUUUACACGUUCGACGACCAGAACCAAUCGAACUGCCUCGCGCGGCUACCCAGCGCGUUGAACAUUCCGACAGUUUCUCUCGAUGAGAACACCCAAGUUGGGGUCAUAGAACUGAAAACUUGUAUUCAGGCUAUAGUCACGGCUAGCCCCGAAUUGGUUGCAAAGCUCGGACAUGACUACACGGUGUAUGCCUACGACUUCUCCGAAUAUGAGAACCCCCUCGUUGGCCAAGGCAUGCUUUCUUGGAUUCUGGCAUCGACAUCAUCCACUCCGAACGCCCCAGCAAACCAAUCGAAUACCAUGGUGACAGGUCGCGUCUGCAAAAACUUACUAGGCUUGUUUUCCAAUGGUAUCAAGGAGACUCUGGAGGUGAAGCUCAAACUAGUGCCUGUCCCUACGUGCCUGCAAAGCGAAUAUGUUGAAAAUAUGGAAAAGUAUCGGAGCCUGAGCAAGAUACUGCCGGAAGGGUUCGAUUACAAUUCCUGGGUAGAGUUUCUUAAGGCUAAUCCGGGUAUUGGGAAACUGGCCGGACAAGGCGCUACUUCCCCACCACAACCAGACCAACGAAUCAACAUGGGAGGCGUGGAAUCCAUACACCAGAUGCUCACGCGAACCAUAUCUCCGAGUGAUGAUGGGAGGUGUAACGGGUAUUCAUACCGAGAUGAAGAGUCAUAUAGUGCUCUAGGCAGCAGAGCAGGGAGUCCGACCCCGAGCAUGCAGUCUUGCUCUGCUCUUCAACAAAUCACUCAAGAAGCUGGAUCUCGACCAGUCUCCAGGGCAUCGAUUAGGAGCGAAAGACCGCCAUUGUCGCGGCAACAAUCUUACCAUUCCGAAAUCCAACAAGAACAAACCGAUGACGGGCCUGCUAAGAAACGAGCACGCAUCACAAAGGUGUCGCGACCAGGCAGAUCAUCCUUUGGUAUCGCUAGUGACUCGCUCCGUGUUACUGCCAGUACAGCUGCAUCGGUUCGGCUCCAUCGCCCCAUUCCAUCCUAUCCUUCCAGCAUAGCGAACUCCAUAGAACCACCACCUCGCGCACCCACCCCUCGUCCGGGAGAAAGCAACCCUACGCACUUGCGUCAUGGUCGCCCAACACUACCAAGUGCUUUGAGGCGUGGGUCGCUAGGCAACCAGCAUACUCGAUAUGUCUCACCAUACGCCGGUAAUAGUCCGUACUCCGACGCUGUCGACUCGGCAGAUGAGGAUCAAGGCGGUAGCUCUGGCGAGACACCCAUGGAGUUUCCUUCUUCCCCUCCACUUUUGCCACAGGGCCACAAUUCGCCUGCCCCUUCGAGCCCUGGACUGCCAACCCUCCCCUAUCCGGCUGAUUCUGGUUUUGUAAGCGACAACAUAAUAGAUCGGGAAGACGAAGUCGGCAGAACGAGACACGAUAGUGAGGUAUCUCAUCAAGCUCGUCUGGUGGGACAUAACAGGAAUGAUCGGACUUUCUCACAUCAUCCUUGGCAGGAGGACACCUUUGGACCCGCGGAGCCAUUGCCCAAACCAUUUCCGACUAAUCGCAACAAUUCAUUGACCGGCGACUCCGAAACCUCUGCAAGUACGAAUCGUGGUAGUGCACCAACGCCGCCUACUAUGGAGCACAGCCAUGUACCGAAUCCAUCGUCCAUGGAAGACCAACUCGUCACCGCGUUGAUACAAUCGGCCUCUGCCGAAAAUCCUCCUAGCCCUCAGCUGCUUGGUCCAGUUAACCCACAAGGUCACCCUCGAUCCGAAAGCUGUGUUCAAUUUGAAAAUCAUUCUAAAUUCCAAAACUCGUCUCGAUCCGAGAACGUUGUACAGCCCGAAAAUCCCGCUCCGCCAUCACGAAAAAGGUCUCGUCCAACUAAAGGAAGAACUUUGCCCCGCUCUCAGACUUGGUCUGGCAGCCAAACGCUAUCUGACGUACCCACGCCGUUUCCAGGCGAGGAAUGUGGUACAGCACUACCUCGCAGUGGUACUGGGCGGUCACGCAAGAAGAACAUCCAGGAGAAAGCGGCGUCUGCGAUUGCGGCCGGGCUUAUGCCCCAAUUUUGCAGUAACUGUGGGGAGAUAGAAACCUCCACCUGGCGGAAGGCCUACGCCAGAACAGAGAACGGCUCUCCAGAAGACCAUAGCCUUGCUUCAGCUGCCAAAGAGGGCAUCGUUGGCUUCGAGAUGCUGGACGCAGGGGAAGGCGAAGACACACAGUCUAAAUACCGUAUCUUCAAGCAGUCUAUAUCAGUAGACGAGCAGGAUCUGAAGGGCUUCGAAGUACUGAUGCUCUGUAACCCUUGUGGGCUAUGGUUCAACAAGAGGGGCAGCAUGCGCCCGCAGGAGAUAUGGACGAAACAAGCUGUGGAUCCCGCGAACAAACCCAAGAGGAAGAGGAACAGGCCCAACAGGGGCAACCAGGACAAGAAAUCUCAAGAUCAGGAUGCGAUCAUGUCUGAUGCCAUACAGGAGCCUUUUUCGACAGGAUUCACGGACUCAAUUACACCAAGCGAUGGCGUUCAGGCCUUGCCCUCUCAGCCCCCUGCAAAAACGAUCGAUGUCCCAGGAAGCAUUAUCCCGACUUCUUUAGAUGGAACGAUGGAAAAUAAUGGGCCUGCUGAUGAAUCUGGCGCCUCGAAUCAGAUGGAUGCUGCUGUCGCAGAAGCUGCGUUGCUGAGAGCCAUCCAGUCCAGCCCCGUCAGAUUUCACGGGACUAAGCAUAGUCCGAUCGAUUUGGAAUCAGAUCUCACUCCUAGCCCGACGAGACGUGUUCUUUUUCCAUCUCCCCGGAAGGAAGGCGAAAUCAGGACAUUGAACGAUUGUCCCGAUACAACGUCACCAACGCCGAGGGACGUGACCUCUAAUCCUACAGAGGAAUCCGUCGCACCAGGCCUUGAGCUAGACAAUGCGGAAGAUUUUGACAAAGAGAACUGCCCGCCGCUGCCGGACGAGCACGAUGAUCUUGCCCAUCUGUUCGAGGAGAUGGAUCACGAAAUUCACGGAACUCCCAAAAAUGGACAUUUGUUCUCAGAUCUCCUGAAGACACCCACCCCUAAAUCGGGAAGGCAGUCCGGGACACCAAGGCGUAGCCAGAACAACACGGCGAUCUUAACGACACCUUCUCGUGGUGCACGAGUCGGGGCACUAGCACCCUUGACUCCCUUUACAGCUCAACUGAAUGCAAUCAUGUCUGGAGGCAUCGCUGGGUCAUCGCCUUUGCAGCUACAGUCCGUUGAUUAUUCUGAUCUUGGGAUUUUCGACACGCCAGGAAGGAGUUCAAGCGCCAUCCAAUUCACUGACUGGACCAAUGACGACUUCCUCAGCAGCGAUCUCCCUAUGCCCAGCUCACCACCGGGAGGCCUAUUCUCACUUUAUGAGGAUCCGGCUACGUCUACACAUGGCUUAUGGGAUGGGACAUCGAUAUUUGGAAGCAGUGAUUCCACCCAGCAAGAUACUGAUCAAGGACAGGGAGUGGGGUCAAAGGGACAAGAUCGAUUAGAUCUAUCUGCGAUGAUUGAAGAAGUUGCGGGCACAGGAAAAAAGUCCGAGGAUGAGCAAGCCACGAAUAACGCCCAAGCGAUUACUGAUGCAUAAUUUCUUUCUGUACAGUCACAAUUGACGAAGCGUUUUGUGUUGCAUUUGGAGGGAGUUCGGAUCAUUUGGCAUGGCGGUCUGCUGUCUCAAGCAGCUUCAGAGCUCGUCAGGAGACGAUUGUGGAUUUCGUGCGCACACGAUGAUGGACGCACUCAAACUCUGGUAGCCAUGUCUGUACUUAUAGCUUCUGAUGAAAAGGACCUCCGCAUGGCGAGUAUUCACAAUUCUUUACCU
This is a messenger RNA of Mytilinidion resinicola, 4181 nucleotides long. RefSeq lists its product as uncharacterized. Gene Ontology annotation, biological process: regulation of transcription by RNA polymerase II; rDNA heterochromatin formation; silent mating-type cassette heterochromatin formation. The coding region runs from base 261 to 3947 and encodes 1228 amino acids. The record is from RefSeq and is a predicted model, not a curated record. The transcript is spliced from 3 exons. Gene Ontology annotation, molecular function: zinc ion binding. Lineage: Eukaryota; Fungi; Ascomycota; Dothideomycetes; Mytilinidiales; Mytilinidiaceae.